Molecule: messenger RNA, 1374 nt
Organism: Nematocida major
Lineage: Eukaryota; Fungi; Microsporidia
Product: 6-phosphogluconate dehydrogenase
Exons: 1
Coding region: 1-1374 (457 amino acids)
Biological process (GO): pentose-phosphate shunt; pentose-phosphate shunt, oxidative branch
Cellular component (GO): cytosol
Molecular function (GO): NADP binding; phosphogluconate dehydrogenase (decarboxylating) activity
Source: RefSeq, a predicted model, not a curated record
AUGGAUAUUGGUCUUAUAGGGCUUGGCGUCAUGGGGGAGAAUCUUGUCAUGAACGCAGUGAGCAAGGGAUACACAGUAUGCGUCUACAACAGGACAGUUGAAAAAACACGAAAAUUUGUGGGCGAGGCAAACACCCCGAGCAUUACAGCGGGUGAAACUUUGCCUGAGUUUGUGUCUGCGCUGAAAGCACCCAGGAAGAUUCUUCUGAUGGUGAAAGCGGGGGCGCCGGUGGACGAGUUUCUUCGGAAACUUUCAGAGCAUUUGAGCCCGGACGAUAUUGUUAUAGACGGGGGAAACUCAAACUACAAAGACACGACAGAAAGGUGCAGAUUUGCAAAUGGGAAGUUUCUGUAUGUGGGCUGCGGGAUCUCUGGGGGCGAGGACGGAGCCAGGUACGGGCCGUCCAUUAUGCCGGGCGGGGACAGGGCUGCCUGGGAGCACAUACAGGGCAUCCUGCAGGGAAUAUCCGCGCGAGCAGAGGGCGGUGGCCCGUGCUGCGAGUGGAUAGGCCCGGAAGGGAGCGGGCAUUUGGUGAAAACCGUGCACAACGGGAUUGAGUAUGCGGAGAUGCAGGUGAUUUCCGACUUCUACCAAAUCCUCAGGGCGCGCAUGGAGCCGUGCGAAGUCUCUGCAGUUUUUAAAAAGUGGCAGGAGUCUGGGACGUCUGGGUUUCUGAUCGAGUCUGCCGUGCAAGUGCUCGAAAAAAAAUCCGAGGAAAAGUUCAUAAUUGACUCGAUUGUUGACGCGUCUGCGCAAAAAGGCACGGGAAAGUGGACUGUGCAGGAGGCCUUUGAGUUUGGCGUUCCUGCGUCUGUUAUUUCUGACGCAGUCAUGGCCCGCGCCAUAUCCUCAAUGAAGGGCGAGCGCGCGGAGCUUGCACAGAAGCUGCCCGCUGGCACUUCACAGGAAGCAGAUUUCAGCGAGAUUUCUGCGGAGGAGAUGCGAAAGGCGUUUCUGGUGUGCCGGGCUGUCUCUUACAUCCAGGGAUUCAACUUGAUCAGAGCCAUUUCCGAGCACAACAAAUGGGACAUUUCGCUGAAGACGCUGUGCUCGGUUUGGAGCAACGGGUGCAUCAUACGGAGCGAGUUCCUGGGGACGCUUGCAGCAAUUUCUGAAAGCAGCCUGCUCUUUGCCUCGAGCGAGUUUCUAAGCAUUGCGCGGGACGGGAUAGCACAGCUGCGAAAAAUAGUCGCACUCUCCGUGCAAGGCGGAGUCAGCAUUCCGUGCAUAUCCUCCGUGCUGUCCCACUACGAUGCAAUGCGGGCGGAAAAGUCCUCUGGGAACAUGAUACAGGCGCUCAGAGACCUCUUCGGGGCGCACACUCUUCUGCUGGAAGAGAGUCCGGAGACGCCUGUGCACAUAAACUGGAAAUAA